AAGCGUCCCGUUCAACCCCACAGAAGCCGAGGCGGACGCCUUUCUGCUUCCCCGGGCUGCACUCUUUUCGUCUAAUCCACCCUUGACCACCCGGGUCUCAGCUUCCCUGCCCCAAGAUGCUGAAGCAGGCAGUGGAACACAGAGGAGGCUUCUCUUUCGAGAACUGCCAGAGGAAUGCGUCCUUGGAACACGUCCUGUCAGGCCUUCGGGUCCCUCAUGCACGCAAGACCGGGACUACCAUCGCGGGACUUGUGUUCCGAGAUGGAGUUAUCUUGGGCGCCGAUACGCGGGCCACUAACGAUUCGGUCGUGGCGGACAAAAACUGCGAGAAGAUCCACUUCAUCGCCCCCAAAAUCUACUGCUGUGGGGCUGGAGUAGCUGCGGACACUGAGAUGACCACGCGGAUGGCAGCUUCCAAGAUGGAGCUGCAUGCGCUGUCCACCGGCCGUGAGCCUCGGGUGGCCACUGUCACCCGUAUCCUGCGCCAGACACUCUUCCGGUACCAAGGUCACGUGGGAGCAUCACUGAUCGUGGGCGGGGUUGACCUAACCGGGCCGCAACUCUAUGGCGUGCACCCGCACGGUUCCUACAGCCGCUUGCCCUUUACGGCCCUGGGCUCUGGACAGGAUGCAGCCUUGGCACUGCUGGAGGACAGGUUCCAGCCAAACAUGACGCUGGAGGCUGCCCAAGAGCUGUUGGUGGAAGCCAUCACUGCGGGGAUCCUGGGUGACCUGGGCUCUGGAGGCAGUGUGGAUGCGUGUGUGAUCACCGCGGCAGGCGCCAAGCUGCUGAGAACACUGAGCUCACCCACAAAGCCUGUGCAGAGAGCUGGCCGUUACCACUUUGCUCCUGGAACCACAGCUGUCCUGACCCAGGAAGUGAAACCCCUGAACCUGGAGCUUCUGGAGGAAACUGUGCAGGCCAUGGAGGUGGAAUAAAGUGGCCGAAGACUUUCAGCUUGGAACAAGGGGGAAUAAACCCAGGAAAUACAAACACUUAAA
This is a messenger RNA of Peromyscus leucopus (white-footed mouse), 1001 nucleotides long. It is a transcript of the gene Psmb10, whose product is annotated as proteasome 20S subunit beta 10. The transcript has 8 exons. Bases 117 to 938 code for a protein of 273 amino acids. The record is from RefSeq and is a predicted model, not a curated record. Gene Ontology annotation, molecular function: threonine-type endopeptidase activity. Gene Ontology annotation, cellular component: proteasome core complex. NCBI's taxonomy places the organism in Eukaryota, Metazoa, Chordata, Mammalia, Rodentia, Cricetidae.